Molecule: messenger RNA, 2562 nt
Organism: Hemicordylus capensis (graceful crag lizard)
Lineage: Eukaryota; Metazoa; Chordata; Lepidosauria; Squamata; Cordylidae
Product: sedoheptulokinase-like
Exons: 3
Coding region: 1142-1852 (236 amino acids)
Source: RefSeq, a predicted model, not a curated record
CUUACUUCCAUGGUUCCAGAGCUAAAACAUGGCAAGGGUUUGUCCCCCCUCCCCCCAGGGUAAGACUUUUUGGGUUUAUUUGUCGAGGGGGAGAAAGGUAGAGAACCCCCACCCACCCACUGCUUUGCCAUAGACCAGGCCUGCUUAACAGGUGAGCUGUUUUUGGACUACAGCUCCCAUAAGCCUCAGUGACUGUUUUGCAAUCUGCUAGGGAUGAUGGGAGUUGUCGGCCAACAUCUGACGGACGGCUGAAGUUGAGCAGCCCUGGCAUAGGCUUAUUCUCUGUAGGACUAUGACUCCCGUCAUGCCACGCGGCCCCGGAGGCGCCUCACGCAGUAGCCGCGCUGCACGCCGGGAGAUGUUUUCCCUCCAGGGUUGCUUUUCCGACGCUUUACAGUAUAAUCCUCAACCCGGCGAGAAGCGCUCGAAACCAGCCAAGCCGCGCAGCUAGCGAGGCUCUUGUGGGCGCCUGCCGUCCGGCCAGCUCCAAGCCCCUUCCUAUUACUGCCACUUUGCCUGCUUGGUCCAGCCUAGGCCGCUGGUGGUCGCCAAGGAGACCGCCCUCCCGCUCGCCGUAGCAGCCAUCUUGGGUGUGGCGGGCCCUCUUGGGCCUUUCCCGCCCCUCAGGCUGCGUGGAGCCGCUUUUCUUUCUUCCCUGCACCUCUGGGGCGAACGUGAAGGCUGUUCUAGGGCCCGUAAGAAGAGGCGUGAGGAGGGGCAGCAGGCCUGAGGAAGGGCAAAGAUGAAGGCUGCAGCCUGAGCCCGCCAUCUUGGGUGUGUCGUGCAGCAGCCAGGCUCCAAAGUCCACUUUUUCCCCCUUUCUUUUUUGGCAGACUAGCUGUAGGAGGCUUUCCCCCUCCACCACCUUAACUCUGCCCCCUUUGGGGGUGACUUUUUUUGCUUCCCCCCGCCCUUGCUAUAGAGAUGAUAUAGCAAGAAGAACAUAGGCCCAGCGAGUGCCCUACUGGUAGCCCCCCCCCCCCGGGUCACUUUGGCAGGCAAAAUUGGCACCCCAAAUCCACACACACACACACACACACACACACACACACACACACACACACACACACACACUUCUCCCAGAUUCACACACUUCUGGCCCACCGCCCGCUUCCCUCCAGAAGCCCCAGCUGCUGUGGCCAUGCAGAUGUCGCCCAGAGCCGAGGGGGAGACGGGUUCGACUCCUGCCGUGCUGCUGGGGCCCUCCUGCGUCCUGGGCAUCGACGUGGGCACCACCUCGGUGAAAACUGGCCUUGUGAGCAAGACGGAGCACGGGCCAGCCGUGACCCAGAGCUGCACGAAGGAGACGCGGGCACAAGUGGAGAAUGCGCCGGCGGGGCUUCUUCAGGUGAGGCUACCUGCUGGGGUCCGGGUGGCUGUGGAACUGGCUGCCACCGGUGUCCCCCCACCCUGCCGGUGGCGGGGUCAGUGCCAGGUUCCAGAAAGAAGAGUGACACCACCACCUCGCCACCCCGAUAGCGCACUACAGCCCCAUGGCCCAGGUUGCCAGUGGACAGAGCGUGGCACCCGCCCAACGUUUGAGCCAGCGGAAGUCAGUCACCUGAUCACCUGGCAAGAUGGCCACUGCAGCAGUGACCUCCUGGCCUUGCUCCUGCCGCCGCGCUCCCACCUCAGUGUGGCCACGGGAUUUGGCUGUGCCACCAUCUACUGGUACAUGGAGAACAGGCAACUCAGACAGACACAAACGGUUCAUAAACCCAGUAUCUAUGAAAUGGUCAAGAUCCUUCCAUACGUCGGCUCCACAAAAUGCAUUCUGAGCAGAGACGGCAAUGGCGAAGGCGAAUAUUUAUAUACCACUUUUCAACAAAAGUCCCCAAAGCGGUUUACAUGAGAAAUCAAAAUCAAAUCAAAAUGAUAAAAAUAGUUCUCUAUCCCCGCAGGGCUCACAAUCUCAAAAGGAAACCUAAGAUAGACCCCAGCAACAGCCACUAGAGGGAUGCUGUGCUGGGGACAGAGAGGGCCAGUUGCUCUCCCCACUGCUCAAUCAAGAGAAUCACCACUUUUAAAAAGUGCCUCUUGGAUACAAGCGAAAGGCAAGAUGUGCCUGCCAAUCAAGGUUUUUAAUGAAGAUGAUCCGAAUCUUUCCAGUAUUGCACCAGACGAGCAGGAUUGAACCCUGCCCAUCAAGAAAGCAGUUCUGUGGCCUCGCUUCUCUCGACCCCCAUCCAGAACUUGACGAGCUUCCAGUUAAGCUCAGUGAAACAGACAUGAUCAUAAAUUGCUCUGGGGAAUGGAAAAUAAAAUAGGGCCAAGGGCAGUUCCCUUAGCUCUGGGGGAAAUCCUGCAACCCUAGUAAACGUUUCUACCUUUAAAAAAAACAACAAAAAAAGAUUGUAAUGUUGAGCUUAGCUUUCCGCAAUGCUGCCACACUCCCCCCAGCUCACAACCCCACACAGCUCUGGUCCAAAUGGCUCCUGGCUUUUAUUGAUUGAUUUAUUGGCACUUCUUGCAAAGAUGGGGAAAUCUUAUGAACCAAUCCUCCGGACUAUGUACAGAAGGGUGGUCAAAGUCCGAAUCUGGAAAGAUGACUGCCACUUUUGA